UUCGCUCGUUUCCUUCGCAGGCGCGAGCUUCCUGCACUCGGCGCGUGACCUUGUCUCGCGUCCGCGCAGGUGCGGCGCUCGUCCGCGGGAACACCGGGACAUGUCUUCGCGGGGGCUGCUGCCGAAGCCGGGCCUCCGAGGCGGCUUCUCUCUCUCCAGAGGUCACCUGACCGCCCUCGGGCCUCUGGCGCUGGCCGCCGGUGUGGGAACCUAUGUCCUCUGCCGCUUCUUCAGCGGGAAGAGCUGCGGUAAAAGCAAGGUGAACCAUGCGAUCAGCAAGGACAGCGCCAAGGUGGCGCACAGCUUCGACAUGGAGGACAUCGGCACCAAGGCGGUCUUCUGCAGGUGCUGGAGAUCCAAAAAGUUCCCUUACUGUGACGGGGCGCACACCAAGCACAACGAGGAGACGGGAGACAACGUGGGCCCGCUCAUCAUCAAGAGGAAGGGUCCCUGAUCGCCGCGGCGAUGAAGAGCAUCAUCUGUCGCCGACUCAAACUCGCGACGCAACACGGUCGCGCACGCUCUCCGCUGACUGCAUCUGAAAUGUUUUGGGCAGGAUUCCCCAUCUGCGGUCCCGCCAGGGCCGCGUGAGCACUUUCGCUCUCGGCCAAAGCACUUAAGUACUCAGAUGAAGUAAAUAUUUCCCUUAUUGAACUUUUUUAACCACCCCCCCCCCCCACCUUUAGAGUGUUAGGGGUUUAAAGGGAUCUGGAAGCCCUCCAUAUACAUGAGCCCUCCGAGACCUUAAGGUCGUCCGUAUUUAUGCUUCAGCUCUGUAGCUCCAGCCAUCCAAAUCCACGAGGAAUAUCUGGUGCCCCGCAGUCGCUCGCUGUAAUUUAAGAAUCGCUUUACGCUAUUAGUGUUGCGUGACGUCAGUUCUCUUCGUGAAGUGCCCCGCCACGGUGAGACGGGAGGUGCUGUACCUAACUUGAGACCGCUGCUGCGUGUCUGUAAUUCCGACCCAGUGCGGCCGCGUUCACGGUGUUGUGUGUUUUCACGUUCGAGCAGAAUAUAUGUAUUUUGAAUAAACUGCGUUUGAGCUC
Scleropages formosus (Asian bonytongue) is the source of this 1043-nucleotide messenger RNA. RefSeq names its product CDGSH iron-sulfur domain-containing protein 1. Gene Ontology annotation, cellular component: mitochondrial outer membrane; intracellular membrane-bounded organelle. Gene Ontology annotation, molecular function: 2 iron, 2 sulfur cluster binding. Gene Ontology annotation, biological process: regulation of autophagy. The coding region runs from base 101 to 454 and encodes 117 amino acids. The transcript is spliced from 3 exons. The record is from RefSeq and is a predicted model, not a curated record. Lineage: Eukaryota; Metazoa; Chordata; Actinopteri; Osteoglossiformes; Osteoglossidae.